UGAGAGGCGCGUUGCUCCUCUUAUUAUCUGUAGAAUGUUUCGUUUCGUGCUGGUUCCCAGUUUGACCUGGAGCUGGGACACUACCGCCAGCAGCCGCCAGCAGCACCUGCAGGUGGACGGACCGCGGCCGAACUUGUCCGCAGCUUCACGUCUUCGCCUCAACUUCUUCACUAUUUGACAGAAGUGUCCUCGGAGGCGGCUGCGGGAGACGCGGGACUCGAUCGGCACCUGCAGCGGCUUCACGCCGGAUCCUGAUCCACACGCUCGCCAAUCCGCGCUCACAAUUAAUAUUGGACAUCCGGUGGCAGUGCCAGCUGCGCCCCAUUUUUUAUUGUUGUCUGUGCGCUGGAAGGAUCCCUGUUGUCUCGGAGGCUCCCGACGCGUGGCCGCUGCGUUCGGGCUGGGAGGCCGAGAGCUGCCGGGCCGCGACAUGUGAGAGGAGCUUGACCCCUUGACCCUCACAGCUCUCUACCAUCGCAGAACCCUCUUGAAGUGACGUUGUGACCGCGACCUGACGCCCUCCUGCCUCGGGCAUGCCUCAGCCGGGUAUGAAUGGGAUGGAGCCUGUGUUUGGCGAGGCCUACGGGGGCCACAGGGGCCUGCUGAGCCCUUACCCCCUGGCCAUGUCGCCACAAGGGGGCAGGACCGAGUACGACCAGAGCGUCCUCCUCAUGCUCGGCUCCCCGGCAUCGCCACGGAAACGGCCCUUUGAGUUGCUAAGCGACCUGGUGGACGACGGGGGCUGCGGGGAGGACCUCCCCCCCGAGCGCUGGGACGUGUCCUCGCUGGACGAGAUGGCUCGCUACACCAAGCUGGGCCUCGGCGUGGGGGGGGAGCUGCUAGCCUGCUCCGAGGAGGCCGUGCUGAUGGGCCGCUGGGGGAGGAGCCGGGAGGAGGAAGAGGAGGAAGAGGAGCGGAGGAGGAGGAGCUGCAGACACGCGGCGCCUCCCGUCAACCAGGAAGUCCAGGCCACCGCCGCCGGGAGGGAGGAGGGGCGCCUAUCUGCUGCCUCGGACACAGGGAGGGAGCUGUGUGUCACAGGAAGAGCAUCCGGAGGAGGUCAGGAUGGGGGGGGGUCGAGGGAGCGCACGGUGGAGGUGUAUCAGGUGGCGCAGGAGGAGGAGGAGGCGGUUGCUGUGGCAGCGGCAGGUUUGGCCCUGGAGCACUGCAGCGAGGAGCACAACUACUCCCUCAGCCAGGGGGGGGGGCCGGCAACAGCCCCCGGUCACAACUGUCAAACAGAGGAGGUGCAAGCCGGGGAGACGCAGCAGGAGGUGCGGGGCAUGGAGGAGAGCCAGGCUAAAACUGAGGACGACGAGCAGGAGGAAGAGGAGGGGGAUGAGGAAGAGGAUGAGGAGGAUGACGACGAAGAGGAGGAGGAGGAGGAGGAGGAGGGAGAGGAGGAGACGGCAGUGGAAGCUGAACUCUCCAGCUCCUCAGAAACUGAAUGUGAGGCGGAGGCGGAGCCGGCAAGGCAGCCCGGCGAGCGGCCGGCCAAGCGUCGGUGUUUCUGGGAGUACCGACGAGCCCGAGAGUCGGCCUCAAAGAAGAAGCUGGGCGGGGACGUCCACUGGUCCCUGUCCUGGAGCUCCAGCACUUUACCCAGCACGCUGUACCGCAGAGAAGGUAAGAAAGGACGCCGCAAAGCUCGCAAGACGGACGCCAGCGACCUCACGCCGAACCCCCAGAAGCUGCACAACAUCGGGGAGCAGCUGCAGAAGCUCAACGCUGCCAUCGACGGCAUGGGGCCGGUCAACGACCUGCCUGCCAUGGCCCGGGCCAGGUCACGCAAGGAGAAGAACAAGCUGGCCUCCAGGGCCUGCCGGCUGAAGAAGAAGGCCCAGCACGAAGCCAACAAGAUCAAGCUGUGGGGCCUCAACCAGGAGUAUGAGAACCUGCUCGGAGCUCUGCUGCGGAUCAAGGAGGUGAUCAGGAGACGAGUGGAGAGCAGCGAGGAGGAGGACCCGGACGAGCGGGGGAUGACGCAGCGCCUGGAGGACAUCCUCCGAGAGUCCAGCGGGCCUCUAGUCGCCGGGCGGACCAAAGACUUUGUGCAGAGGAUUCUGGGAGCCAGUCAGAACCAGGGCAAGGAGCCGCUGGGGGCCGGAGACGAGGCAGCUGGGUAACCCCCCCCCAGUGCCCCCCUCUCCUCUCCAUCUCCUUACUCCACACCCGGGCGAGCUACUCGUCACCACCUCCACUCUCUCACUGUGUAAAAGGAAGAGGUGAAGCAGAGGUGGAGAGGCUGGGGGGGGGGGGGGGGGAGUAGCGUAAACAAAAUGGGAGUAAAUUGCCGCCCUGCUCUCAGCCCCGCCCUGUUGGCCCUCCAAUCAGCAGCCGCCUUCACCGCUCGGUCUCUGCCGGCUGCACCACCACCACCACCAGACCAGAGCUGCUGCUGACGUCCCGGAUCCUGUGUUCUGUCUGUGAGUGUGUGUGUGUGUGUGUGUGUGUGUGUGUGUGUGUGACAUGUAACAUACUGUAUGAGCGUGUACAGUGUUCCUCUCUCCCUCUGUGUGUGUAUUUGAACCCCAUUGUGCCUCUGAAUAGACAUUGCACUGUUUUGUAGAUGGUUGUAGUCGGCAGGGGCCCGGUAGUGAGCCGGGGGCGAGGGGGCAUCUGAGGACAGAGGAAGUGCUAAAAUAAGGAAGUGGGAGGAGCCCAGGCCUGGAAAACAAAGAGGCGUGUGUGUGUCUGUGUGUGUGUGUCUGUGUGUGUGUGUCUGUGUGUGUAUUUUCAUUUGACUGGGCUCCCUAUAGAAACACUGCAUUCCAUUCAGAUUGCAUCGGCAUCUAAAAUGUCAGCGAGUGUUGUGAUAUGCAACAAGCGCCGUGGCCCUGAUGCCAGAUCAGCUGUUAAUGGAACCAACCGAGUGUUUGUCCUCGGAGCUUUAAUUACCCCCCCCCCCCCCCUCACUCUUUAACACCCCAUCACUUUGAAGCAGAGUUCAAAACGAAAGAGAAACUGCACCUUAAUUCAAACUGACCAAAGAGAACUGAGUCUGCUGAGCCUCAGAAGCUGCCAACCAUAACCACGUCCUCAUAUUCAAGAAGAGAGCAGAGUGAUGGACACGCCCACUGAAGCACUUUGACUGCUGCCAUGUUUACUGACGUGCGUCCUCAAAGGAUGACGUCACUGCCCCCCCCCCCCCCCCCACCUAAAUGCACUACCACCACGAGCCAGAUGGUGUCAGAUCCCUCAGCCGCUUCAUUGACCCACAAAGGGAAGUGUCCUCAGUGCCCCCCCGCCCUCGCCUCAACCCCUGACCUGAAUAUGUAGCGCACCUUCCUGAACUGCAAAGACAAAUAGAGGAAAAAAAGACACUUGUAGAACUUGUAGAAGCAAAUAAGUUCAAUUUGUUUGUUUUUUAAUAUUCUGAAUAUGAUUUUGUUGUUAUUUGGCAAAGCCGCCGCCCACAAAGUGGGCGUCAGUCUUGAGAUGAAAUCUGCCUUUCUUCUGUGGUCUCUGCUGAAGCUGUAGACCGACAUGUACAAGGUCUCUAAAUGUUGUCGGACAUCAAAUGUCAAGGACCCUAUGAAUUGCACUGUGGUAAGAGCGACUAAGCACCUUUUGAAGAGAUCCUCCGAAAGAGAAAGAAAGACUCUUGGCUCCUUUUUCUAAAGACAGAUGUUGAUUGAGACGUCGUGCUCCGGGUUUGUUUCAGAUUGGUGCUACUGACGAAAACACAAAGCAAUGCAAACCUGAGGCAUGAGGCAGUACCUGCUGACUGGGUCUGACCUGUGGGCACAUAUUGUUGUAAUAGGCAGUUUUGCAUAAUGACGCCUUUCUGAAGUGCCUGGAGCGUGAAGCCACAGGGACCUGUGUCAUUAGCCUGAUCCUACUCCCUAUUAGGAACCUGACCCCUGACUACUGCUCCGAGCUCGGCCUCGCUUGACUUUCCUGAGAGAAAAACUAAACUACAGGCUUCUGUGGAAUCGUUUCAACUUCUCAGCCAAAAAAAUUCAACCAAAAUCGUCUCCUUUCCCAGUAAACGUGGAAAACAGUAACUGGAACCGGUUCCUGUGAACAUCCUCUCUGGGAAAUAUAAGUGAUUUGUUUUUCAACCUUGACAAGCUCCCGACUUGGUUUCGUUCCAAAGCUGCUGCUCUGCAUGGCUGCUCGCCUCCUAUGGAAACUCCACUUCCUGGGGAGGAGCAGCUCAGACCCUGAAGCUCUCCACCUCCCUGAGGCCUCGCUCUACGAAGGUUCAGGGCAGUUCAGUCCCUGUUUUAGUUUUAGUUUCCUUUUUGACGUUCUGGGACAUGUGUGAAAUCAGAGCUGUUGUGUUGGCUUGGUGUUGUGGAGGCUGGAAAGCUCCUGCUGCUGGUGCACAGAGCUGUGAUGUCACUGAGGCUCUGAACGCCACCGGUGAAAACCUGCUUUGGUUUCUAUUUGACGGCCGAGAUGUGGGACGAGUCCAGCACUGAGGGCGGCAGAAGGAAAGUCUCUCUGCUCUUCCCGCUGCUGAGACGUGCAUUCCUCCCCCCCGCCUUCUUCUCUUUCAAGGCUUGGGAAGCUGCCGGCGCUGCCAGCGGAGUCACAGGAUCUCCUGCUGGCAGCUGCCGCCCUCACAUGCGGCAAACCAGCAAAGACAAUUGUUCACAUCGCUGGAGUUUAACAUGUUGUGCGAGCGGGUGUCAGCGUCGUGGGAGGUGGAGGUCUCUGGGUUCACCAGAGAUUCCUCUUUGAAAGCUUAAGUGUGUCCUGAUGUUUCCCUUCCUGUGGAGUUACGUAAGGCGAAGCACCAUCUGCUGUGUACAUCGAACGAAAUGCCAAAAACUGAACUGGAGAGCAAACUGUUGGAACCCAGUCCUCCCACAGAUCCCAACAACAACCACUGAGAUGCUCCCGAGGCUCUAAGUGAUGCCGCGGCGCUUUGCCCUGGUUCUCUUUGUAUCUGGAGCGAUGUCCCUUUAACUGUGAAGCUGUGCCGGGGAGGGGCCGGCGUUUGGCGAGGCCACUUGUCUCCGCUCACAUUCCUGACUCCGUUUCCCAGAAAGCUCAUGUUUAUGGAUACCUGGAAGCAGGAGGCAGAUAUUCUGAGGGGAGGAAACUGAAGCGACCCAAAGAUGGACGUCUGCGGCUCGGCCUGGUUUCCCAGCAGGCUGAGCUUCAGCCGCGUGGACCCAGGACCAGCUGAGAGACACAGGAGUGAUGCUCCCGCCUCACUCAGCCAACAGUGACAUAAUUUGGACAAUGACUCUGCAAAAAAACACAAAGACGAUCUUUGUGCGAGUCACUUCCUCGUGGGUGUCGCCGUCCGGCGGAGACAGGGAGAAGCAAACAAUCUGAAAACUCCUCCUUUUUCUCUGAGAGGGAGAAGGUUCGAUUCCCCUCAGCUGCUGGAGGAGGAUCCAGGGUGAAAGUGAAGCUGCAGAUAAACAUCGACUGAGAUCGAUGUGCAGAUAUCCUCUGGACACUCUCUCUCCCUUUAACCAUUAAGUUCAUCUCUCAAUGUUAAUUUAGUAUUUAAGGAGAUAUGUCACCGAGCCAAGGUCCAACAGCUCCUCAGAUUAAAUCCAGCUGCAACAAGUUUCACACUCUCAUAAAUAUUAGUUCCCUUGAAUGUGCAUUUCAUCAAGAUCCACAAGUGGUUCCCAGAGAAAUCUAUAAACAUGUCAAACAACUUCUCACAAUGUUUAAGAGAUUAAGUCCUGGAUCCGCACCGUAAUGUAAUGGGUUCUCUCGUGGGACAGGCUCCUCCCACAAAACCCAACGGAAAUGGAACAAGUGGUUUUUGAUAAAAUACAAACAAACGCAGAUGAAACGUCUCGUCAGGCGUCUUCAUGAAGGUUUGAUCUUCUGCCACCAGACGCACUUCAGGACAUCCAGAUCCAAAUUAAAGCUGUAAGCCACGACGAUUGACCCCCUGUGAGUGACUGACAAUCACAAUAAGAAACUGUCCAGUAGGUGGCGCUGUGACUAUGACUGAAUAUUGUCAUGUAGCUCUCUUCUACGUUAACAAAUUUGUUCUAGUAACUUCUUUUUGAAGGUGGAGUUUGUUUUAAAAUCUCCAAAAAUCUCCGGUUGGGUUUUGACGAUGACUCCAAGAGGCUGAAUCGUACAUGUUGCUAACUACUGUGAGUUACGAGGACGUUUAGCUUCAAGGUUGAGAUUUGUUUGGAAGAAAAGGGAAAAUACUUCUUUGGGUCAUCGCAGCAGUCGGAGCGUGCAACCUUUACAAUGAAAUUAUGAUGUUCUGCGUUAAAUUAGCUGCAAACAAACGUAAAAAACGAUUAAAUUUAUUGUAGAAAUGUGACUCUAGUGCCUCCAGUGGAUAUUUGAACCACUACAAGUGACCGUCGGUGGAAAAUCUCCACGUUUUCCACAGUCAUGCUAAUUUGAAACCUCCAACUUUUUAAGGAACACAUUGUUAGAGUGAUGAUUAUUUGCUGUCCCUGAUGAAGCGUCUUCCUUCUGCGAACCAGCUCAAAGCUCAGUGAUCUGGAGGCUUGUGGGCGUGGUGUCAGACGGAUGGACACUCUGUCUCCGUCUCCGUGAGACGCAGCAGCUUCCUGGACGCGGCGCUGAGGCUUUGUGGGACCUGGCGGGUUUGAAUGGACCCAUCAGUAAACCAACACCGGUGGGAGGCUGCUGCCCUCCGGGCGCCCGUCCCCACUCUGCUCCAGCGCUCGCAUUGUCGGAGACACUCAGGCUCCUCCGGUGUCAAAGGCGCCGGGUCUCCGGGGCCGAGGAGGCCGGGGGGGAAGUGGCACUUAGCCGGGGGCCUCGCAGGAGUUUACCCGAAACCUUUGAAUCCCGUCCAGCAACUCGUCCUCCGCCGCCUGUCCAGCUCCUGACAGCUGCCGGGGACGACUUCAGCUGAGCCCACCUCGUCCUGAGGCCCCGGUCUCCAGCUGCUGUUGUGGGGGGGGGGGUUGAACUCCACCUUUCUUGUUAGUGAAGCCGAUGCUCCAGCUCCUGCCUCAGGUGUCUUAUCAUCGCGUUCGAUUCCCUGUGCUCAGUGUCUGUUUUUCAGAAAUCUCUGACGAUCUUUCAAAACCCGGAAGUGAUUGACCUGGUUUAAAGUGGGCGGGGCUCCGGGGUAAAACGAUGAAUUUCUGUGCACCAAUCAGGAUUUUAUUUCAAUUCUAACAAACCUCAACGCCUUGAAAGAGACGAUUAACGUAGACUUUAUUUUCUAACUUUAGCUUUAGCUUAUUUUUUUCAUAAAUUUUAUUUUAUCAGAUUUUCGGAACAAAUUUUCACAUUUUUCCAAAGUUGUGAGUCUGUUUGUUUCCAAAAAUAGAUGUUGGCAGGAAAUGACACAUCUAAAAAAUGUGUUUUUAUAAAAGAAAUUAUAAACAAAAGAGAGAUAAACUCUGAUCACUUUCAACAACUCAUGAAGAUUUGGGAUGAAAACUUUAAAGGUUUAAAAGAAUAGUUCAACGUUUGGGGAAACACAGUUAUUAUCUCUCUUUUCACAGGUUGUGGGAUCGCUGCACUUCACACCACACAAUGUGUGUUGUGAUCCGGAGUGUUGCACUACCGACUUUCACACAUGUUAUAACACAGCAAUUAACACAAGAGAUGUUGUGAGUUUAACCCUGGAGGUAAAACAAAGUGUUAAAAUGAAAUCUGCCUUUUAUUGGAAGUUCAACUUUCUUCACUCGGUGCACAGAUUUUUUUUACGUCUCUUUCGUCAUCGCAAAUAUAUUAUGAAUGAAGAUUUGUGCGAGGGGUCGUUUCUCACGUUGUGUUUUGAAACAUCACCAGAGAUCAGACGUUGGGCUCUCGUGUCGUUUCGGUCGAGCUCGAUGAGUCGAAGGUCCCAUCGUGGAAGUUGAGCAGGAAAGGAUGAAAUUUAAGGGAAGGAAGGAAAUAAAACUUACAAAUCAACAAACACAUAAACUCACGUCCCUGCUGGUUCUUUAACGCGUUGAGAAAAACCUGCUGAACGACAAGAGGCCAAGAAAAACCAAGAGACGAGCAAACAUUCCACGACUUCAUGUCACAUACUGUACAGCAACCUUUACUUCUGUCCUCCCUCCGUCAGUAUCACAGUACUACAGUAAAUACUUUGGACCUGUUAACACAUUAACACAUCUUUAUGUACAACUCCUUCAUCAGUAAGUAACCUACAAGAAAAUAGUCAAAGAAAAAAAAAAAAUACAAGAAGUGCCGUACAAAUAGAAGCCUAAUAUUUUUUGUUUUGGUUUUGUGUGAGUGUACUGUACACCUGUAUAAUGUAUAUUUUAAUAUUUAUAUGCAGCUGUUGUAUUAAAGUAUAUUUUUAAGAUAAGAAA
This is a messenger RNA of Platichthys flesus (European flounder), 8246 nucleotides long. Its product is annotated as CREB3 regulatory factor-like. Gene Ontology annotation, molecular function: DNA-binding transcription factor activity, RNA polymerase II-specific; RNA polymerase II transcription regulatory region sequence-specific DNA binding. The transcript is spliced from 10 exons. The coding region runs from base 534 to 2126 and encodes 530 amino acids. Lineage: Eukaryota; Metazoa; Chordata; Actinopteri; Pleuronectiformes; Pleuronectidae. The record is from RefSeq and is a predicted model, not a curated record. Gene Ontology annotation, biological process: response to unfolded protein; regulation of transcription by RNA polymerase II. Gene Ontology annotation, cellular component: nucleus.